Pyricularia grisea is the source of this 638-nucleotide messenger RNA. RefSeq lists its product as uncharacterized. Lineage: Eukaryota; Fungi; Ascomycota; Sordariomycetes; Magnaporthales; Pyriculariaceae. The transcript has 3 exons. The record is from RefSeq and is a predicted model, not a curated record. The annotation marks the transcript as partial.
GUUUGUCACCUGCCCAAUACAUUUGACACAAAGUGAACGAACGAAACAAACAGUAAUGUUUGGCAGCAAACAUUGCAUCAUUAUCAUCAUCAUUGAUGGUCCCCCUCAUAUCCAGCUCGCUAGCAACAUCUGUGCUUCUUGUUCAUGGGGAACCUUCAUAAGCAAGAGUGGAUAGAUGUUUGAGGGAACCAUGCCGCCAAGGACCGCCACCUUCAGCUAGCUGCCCUACACGUGAUUUUCAAACCCUCUGAUCCUAAUUUUUCGCCCACUUCUUUUUGAUUUUGAUAACGUCGCUGCCAUCGGUACAAUCUGUAUCCGUUGUGAUGCUCAACUUUCGAGUAGUUCCCUCUUGGACGUCAUCGGCCGUCAACUGCAACAAUUGCAAGCCACCACUGUCGCACUCGUUUCUUUUAACGCGCGCUUCGUUUGUUUUAAUAGCAAUUUACGUGGCUGUCACCUCUACUCCGCAGGGUAACAUCUUUACUCAGCCACCACCACAACACGAGACCUGGUUCGUGCCGGUUCGAUUGCCGUUUAACCUCGGUCGGAUUCAAAAAAAAAAAAAAAAAAAAAAAAAAAAAAAAAAAAGAAAUCGUCGAAAAGUCAAUGCCUACCUACCGGUAGGUACGGUAUACAAG